AUGAAUGAUCUCCUCCAGACAUCACAACAGUAUUCUCGACCAGGAGACCUCCUCAUUGGUGGCAUCACCUCUCAGUUCUUCUCCAUUUCAGACCCUGUCACUUUCAAGGAGCAUCCCAAACGAAAUCUUUUCCAUGAAUCUUUUGCAGUGCCCAAGAAUUACCAGCAUGUCUUGUCCUUGGUCUUUGCCUUAGAAGAGAUUAACGAGAAUCUCCAGAUCUUACCAAACCUAACACUGGGGUUCUCCAUCUAUGACAGCUACUUUGAUGCAAGGAUGGCUUUUCGAAAUACCUUGAACCUUCUGUUUAAUCAGAAUAGGACUAUCCCCAACUACAACUGUGGCAUCUGGAAGAACCUCAUAGCUGUCAUUGGAGGCUUGGACUCCGAAAUCUCCCUUCACAUGGCUACUCUCUUAGGCAUCUACAAGAUUGCUCAGCUAGCAAUCAAAGAAAGUUGUGCUGAACUAUAUGACCAAAGCUUAAAUACUCUAUUGAAAUCUACAAGCAAUUCAGACAAACUUCAGGAGCAAUCUUUGAGAGACACCGAACAAAACUGCAAGCAAGAGGAUCCUCCUCUAACCUAUGGGAAGAUGCCCUGUAACAAGAAAAACACACCAAAAAAGGAAACUAAACCUCUUAUGGAACUAUGUUUUAUAGAACCAAAGAGACAGAUGCCUAAAGGAACAACCAAACCUCUGAAGCAAAAGUCAUCUCAGAAAGAAAAGAAGAUGGAAAAUACCCAACCAAGCAUUACUUCAAGCUACACAUUGCAACCCUUAAAGCAAUUGUAUGCAGUACACAAGGGGAAAAGACAUAGAGACAAGAUCCUUUUGAAGAGAAGAUACCAGACAAAAAAACCCACUAAGCUUUAUGUCACAUAUUGCUUAUUUGCUCCUGCAAUGAGUGAGGUAAUUCAACUCUCUCCUUUGUAUAGAGUUGUCCCCAGUGAAGAGCACCAGUACACUGGGAUUGUCCAGCUUCUUCUGCAUUUCCAUUGGAACUGGAUCGCCAUCAUUGCAAUAAAUGACGAUAAAGGAGAAAGGUUUGUGCAGACUUUAGCACACAAGUUUUCCCAGAAUGGCAUCUGUAUAGCCUUCAUGGAAAGAAUACCGAUCUACAAAAACACAUUUGAGAUAUAUGAAAUGCUAGAACUCUUUCAGAAUGUAACAGUUCUCUUAACUAAGACUACUGUUAACGUAUGUAUUGUAAAUGCAGACUCUCAAAAUAUGAGCGCUUUGCAGUUGGCACUGAAUAUGUUUGAUCCAGAUACCAUGACACCUAUAGGCAAAGUAUGGGUUAUGACAGCCCAUUUUGAUUUCUCAUCGCAGCUGCAUCAUAGAGAUCUAGGCAUACAGGUCUUCCAUGGUGCCUUAUCGUUUGCAGUUCAUCUAAUUGAAAUUCAAGGAUUCCCAGAGUUUCUCAGGAGCCUAAAUCCACAUACUGAGGAAGAUGGUUUCAUCAGGACCUUCUGGCAACAGGCCUUUGACUGUGUAUUUCCAGAUACUGAUGUGGAGAAUGAGGCUGUGAAUAGCUGCACUGGGGAAGAGAAGCUGGAGAGCCUUCCUGGGCCUUUUUUCGAAAUGAGUAUGACAGGCCAAAGUUACAGUAUCUACAAUGCUGUCUAUGCCGUGGCACAUGCUUUACAUGCCAUGAUUUUGUCCAGAACCAAAUAUAGAACCAUGACAGAUGGAAACAAGCUGCAGCCUCCAAAGCCACAGACAUUUCAGCUUCAUCAUUUUUUGAGGAAACUCUCCUUUAACAACAGUGCCGGUGAAAAGUUUUGUUUUGAUGAGAAUGGCGAAUUAGCGGGUGGCUUUGAUGUUAUAAACUGGGUGACCUUCCCAAAUAAAUCCUUCUUACGAGUGAAAAUUGGGAGAAUGGAUCCCCAAGCACUACCGGGAAGACAGUUGUCUAUGAAUGACCCAAUAAUAACAUGGCACAACACAUUUAAUCAGGUACCCCGUGCUGUGUGUAAUGACAACUGCCCUCCAGGUUACAGCAGAAAAAGAAAAGAAGGAGAACAAUUUUGCUGCUAUGAUUGUGCUCCAUGUCCAGAAGGGAAGAUCUCAGACCAAGAAGAUAUGGAUGACUGUACCAAAUGCCCAGAAGAUAAGUAUCCAAAUCCAAAUCAAAAUGAAUGUCUUCAAAAGCAUCUCCAUUUCCUGUCUUAUGGUGAACCUCUGGGCAGGAGUUUGGCUGUUUGUGCUCUGUCUCUUUCUCUGACCACAGCUGUGGUACUUGGGAUCUUUGUAAAGCACCGGAACACUCCCAUCGUCAAAGCCAACAACAGAGAACUCUCCUAUGUUCUGCUUGUCUCCCUCCUGCUCUGCUUCCUCUGCUCCUUGCUGUUCAUUGGCCGACCUCACUUUCUCACCUGUCUUCUACGCCAGACAGCUUUUGGCGUCAUCUUCACAGUGGCCAUUUCUUCUUUGUUGACAAAAACCAUCAUUGUGGUCUUGGCUUUCAUGGCCUCUAAACCAGGAUCAAAGAUGAAGAAGGGGAUCGGGAAAAGCUUUGCUUUCUCUGCUGUUUCUACUUGUUCAUUCAUUCAAAUGUGUCUUUGCCUGGUUUGCCUCUGCUAUGACCCCCCAUUCCCAAAUGUUGACAUGAACUCUUUGGCUGAAGAAAUCAUAGUGGAAUGCAAUGAAGGGUCUGCCAACAUACUUUACUAUGUUCUGGGCUACAUAGGAUUUCUCUCUCUUACCAGCUUCUUUGCAGCUUACUUUGCUCGGAAGCUGCCUGACUCUUUUAAUGAAGCCAAGUUUAUCACUUUCAGCAUGUUGGUGUUUUGCAUUGUGUGGGUGUCUUUUGUUCCAACAUAUUUAGGUAUCAAAGGGAAAUAUAUGACAGCUGUAGAGAUCUUCUCCAUCUUGGCCUCUGGACUUGGUUUACUGGGAUGUAUUUUUUCUCCCAAAUGUUAUAUAAUUGUCCUGAGGCCUGAAUUAAACAGUAAAGAGUGUCUAAUAAGGAGAAAUGAGUAA
Gekko japonicus is the source of this 2979-nucleotide messenger RNA. RefSeq names its product vomeronasal type-2 receptor 26-like. The record is from RefSeq and is a predicted model, not a curated record. The transcript is spliced from 7 exons. Gene Ontology annotation, molecular function: G protein-coupled receptor activity. NCBI's taxonomy places the organism in Eukaryota, Metazoa, Chordata, Lepidosauria, Squamata, Gekkonidae. Gene Ontology annotation, biological process: G protein-coupled receptor signaling pathway. The coding region runs from base 1 to 2979 and encodes 992 amino acids. Gene Ontology annotation, cellular component: membrane.